Molecule: messenger RNA, 4497 nt
Organism: Ogataea haglerorum
Lineage: Eukaryota; Fungi; Ascomycota; Pichiomycetes; Pichiales; Pichiaceae
Exons: 1
Coding region: 1-4497 (1498 amino acids)
Biological process (GO): xenobiotic detoxification by transmembrane export across the plasma membrane
Cellular component (GO): membrane
Molecular function (GO): ATP hydrolysis activity; ATP binding; ABC-type transporter activity
Source: RefSeq, a predicted model, not a curated record
AUGAGUGAAGAUUCAAUCAACGUUCCCGCGGACAUCGACAACCACGAGGCUCAAGUCUACGAAGGGUUUGCCGAUGCUGCAGAGAACCAGGUUCGUGAAUUAGCCAGAGAGUUGACCCAUCAGAGUCGCACCUCUCUCUCAGAAUCCAAAAAAGGGAGCGUGGGUGAUGAUCUUAUUAGAACUCUGACUUCCAUGUCCCAGGUUCCUGGUGUCGAGCCAAGCACGGCAGAUGACCCAAGACUGGACCCCUUUUCAGACUCGUUCGACUCCAAGUUCUGGGUCAAGAACGCUCGCAAGCUUAUGCAAUCGGAUCCUGAUCACUACAAGCCAACAUCGCUUGGAAUUGCGUACAAGAACCUGCGUGUGCAAGGUAUUGCUUCCGAUGCUGAUUUCCAGCCAACCGUCCUGAAUAUCGGGCUGAAAACAAUUAGAGACUACUACUACGACUACUUCAGAAGAAACGACGAGUCCAGAUAUUUUGAUAUCCUCAAGCCUAUGGAUGCUCUUAUGAAACCCGGAACUGUCACUGUGGUUUUGGGAAGACCUGGUGCCGGAUGUUCGACGUUGCUGAAGACCAUCUCAUCGCACACUUACGGUCUCAAAGUCGAUAAGGACUCUGUGAUAUCCUAUGAUGGUCUUUCUGUCCAGGAUAUCAAGAAACACUACCGGGGAGAGGUUGUCUACUCUGCAGAGAUGGAUAUUCAUUUCCCGCAGCUCACGGUCGGCCAAACCUUGCAGUUUGCGGCCACGAUGAGGACUCCGAGUAAUAGAACCCCAGGUAUCACCAGAGAACAAUAUGCCAAGCACAUGGCCCAGGUGUACAUGGCCACUUACGGUUUGAGCCACACCUACAACACUAAGGUCGGAAACGAGUUUAUCAGAGGUGUUUCCGGUGGAGAAAGAAAAAGAGUGUCGAUUGCCGAGGUCUCUUUGUGUGGAGCUAACUUGCAGUGCUGGGAUAAUGCCACCAGAGGUCUGGACUCUGCCACGGCCUUAGAAUUUAUCCGUGCUCUCAAGACGUCUGCGAUGCUGUUGGACACAACCUCAUUGAUUGCUAUUUACCAGUGUUCGCAAAAUGCCUAUGAUCUCUUCGACUACGUCGUUCUGCUGUAUGAAGGCUAUCAAAUCUACUACGGCCCAGGAACCGAGGCUAAGGCGUACUUUGAGAAAAUGGGCUACGAAUGUCCUGCUAGACAGACGACUGCCGACUUCCUGACGUCGAUCACUUCUCCAGCAGAGAGAAUCGCCAAAAAGGGUUGGGAAAAUAAGGUGCCGAAGACGCCAAAGGAAUUCAGUGACUACUGGAGAGCGUCUCCAGAGUACAAACAGCUGGUGGAGGAGAUUGACUCGUACAUCCACAAUGCAGAGUCCAAUAAUCUCAAGCAGGAGUACAGGGAGGCACACGUUGCUAGACAGUCGAAAGCAUCAAGACCUGCAUCGCCUUACACCCUUUCCUAUGGAAAGCAGGUCAGAGCUAUCAUGACGAGAAACGUUUGGAGAACAAAGGGAGACCCUUCGAUUUCGUUGUUUUCGAUCUUAGGAAACUCCAUCAUGGGUUUGAUCCUGUCGUCUCUUUUCUAUAACCUGAAACAGGAUACUGGUUCGUUCUACACCAGAACUGCCGCCAUGUUCUUUGCCGUGCUGUUUAACGGUUUCUCGUCGAUGUUGGAGAUUAUGGCUCUGUUCGAGUCCAGAGAAAUUGUCGAAAAGCACAAGAAGUUUGCAUUAUACCACCCGUCCGCCGACGCGUUUGCAUCUGUUAUCACUGAGCUGCCUACGAAGCUGAUCACGGCCGUGCUUUUCAAUUUGGUGUUCUAUUUCAUGAUCCACUUCAAGAGAGAGCCAGGUCCGUUCUUCUUCUACUUCUUGAUUAAUUUCACGGCCACGUUAGUCAUGUCGGGUAUUUUCCGUUCCAUCGGCUCCAUCUACAGAACUUUGGCUGAGAGUAUGACGCCCUCUGCGCUGCUGCUGCUCGCCCUGGUCAUCUACACUGGUUUUGCUUUGCCAACUCCCUCGAUGCACGGCUGGUCCAGAUGGAUUAACUACAUUGACCCGGUGGCCUAUUCUUUCGAGGCGCUGAUUGCAAACGAGUUCCAUGAUGUGACGUUCAAGUGCUCGAGGUUCAUUCCUGCAUAUCCGGAUGCCAACCCAGCUAAUCGCGUGUGUUCUGCUGUCAGCGCCGUUGCGGGUCAGGACUUCGUUGAUGGCGACCGUUACAUCUACGAGUCUUUUCGCUACAAAUGGGACCACAGAUGGAGAAACUUUGGUAUUACUGUUGGAUUCGCCAUCUUCUUCACGUGUCUAUACCUCGUUCUUGUGGAAAACUCCAAGGGUGCUCUGCAAAAGGGUGAAAUCAUUCUUUUCCAGAGAUCGACGCUGAACAAGCUCAAGAAAGAAAGUUCUCCGGCACGUGACAUCGAGGCCACGCCAGAGAACGAAAAGCCUGCCGGUAUACAGGACGAUGCUGACUAUUCCGACGGAGUGGCCAAGCUCGUUGCCGGAAAAGACAUUUUCCACUGGAGAGACGUUUGCUACGAGGUCAAGAUCAAGAGCGAGACGAGAAGAAUUUUGGACCAUGUUGAUGGCUGGGUCAAGCCUGGUACUUUGACAGCGCUUAUGGGUGCUUCUGGAGCAGGUAAGACAACGCUGUUGGACGUUCUCGCCAACCGUGUCACCAUGGGUAUCGUUUCGGGCUGUAUGUUCGUUAAUGGAAGACUCAGAGACAGCUCGUUCCAGAGGAACACUGGUUAUGUCCAGCAACAAGAUCUGCAUUUGAGAACGUCCACAGUUAGAGAGGCUUUGAGAUUCUCUGCUUAUCUGAGACAAGGCAAGGACGUUCCUAAAGCCGAGAAAGACGAGUAUGUCGAGAACGUGAUCAACAUCUUGGAGAUGAACAAGUACGCCGAUGCUAUUGUUGGUGUUGCUGGUGAAGGUUUGAAUGUCGAGCAGCGGAAGAGGUUGACUAUCGGUGUCGAGCUCGCUGCCAAGCCGCAGUUGCUGCUGUUCCUGGAUGAGCCUACGUCUGGACUCGACUCCCAAACUGCUUGGUCUAUCUGUCAACUUAUGAGGAAGCUCGCUGACAACGGACAGGCCGUUCUUUGUACAAUCCAUCAGCCUUCGGCUCUUUUGCUCAAGGAGUUCGACAGAUUGCUCUUCCUUGCCAAGGGAGGUAAGACCGUUUACUUCGGUGACCUGGGAGAGAACUGUCAGACGUUGAUUGACUACUUUGAGAAAUACGGUGCUCCAAAGUGUCCACCAGAUGCUAACCCGGCUGAGUGGAUGCUGGAAGUGAUUGGUGCGGCUCCUGGUUCUCACGCUCUGCAAGACUACCACGAAGUCUGGCUGAAGUCCAGCGAGAGACACGCUGUUAGAGAAGAGCUGAGGACCAUGGAAAGAGAGCUGGUCAAACUGCCUAUCUCGACCGUGCCACAUGCCCACGACGAAUUUGCCAGCAGCCUGGUGCUACAGUACUUCCUGGUCACCAGGAGAGUGUUUGAGCAGUACUGGAGAACUCCGUCGUACAUUUGGAACAAGAUUUUGCUGACCGUCAUUUCCGCGUUGUUCAACGGUUUCUCCUUCUUCAACGCGGGAACUUCUCAACAGGGCUUACAAAACCAGAUGCUUUCGAUUUUCAUGCUUUCCAUCAUUUUGCUGACCAUGGUCGAGCAGAUGCUUCCGCAAUUUGUGGCCCAGAGAUCUCUCUACGAGGUGAGAGAGCGGCCAUCGAAAACAUUUAGCUGGGUUGCGUUUGUGUUCGCCCAAGUCACUGUCGAGAUCCCAUAUAACUGGAUUUGUGGAACCAUUGCCUACUUCUGUUGGUACUACCCUGUCGGUUUGCAAAAGAACGCCUCUGCCGCACAUGCUACCGCUGAGAGAGGUGGUCUCACCUGGUUGAACAUGGUUGCCUUUUUCUGCUUCUCGAGUACCCUAGGACAAGCUGCUGGUGCAGCCAUCGAGGUGUCUGAUAACGCUGCCAACUUGGUGACUCUGCUCUUCAGCAUGUCGUUGAACUUCUGUGGUGCUCUGAUUGUCCCUACGGGAUUCUGGGUGUUCAUGUACAGAGUGUCACCAAUCACGUACUGGAUUGGGUCCAUUCUCAGCGCUGGUGUUGGCGGUGUCAGUGUCAAGUGUGCAGAGAAAGAGUACGUGCACUUCCCUCCUCCAGCUGGCAAGACCUGUGGUGACUACAUGAGCGAUUAUAUCAGCAAAGCGGGAGGAUAUCUUCUGAAUCCUUCUGCGACAGACGACUGCACGUUCUGCUCAAUGAAGGAUACCAACGCUUUCUUGAAAAACAUGAACAUCCAUUUCGAUCACAGAUGGAGAGACUGGGGUAUUUUCAUCUGCUACAUUGCGAUCAACAUCUUUUUCACGGUCUUCCUGUACUGGCUGUUCAGAGUUCCAAAGAAGGGUAACAGAGUCAAGGACGAGUCGUCUUUGAAGAGCAAGGGCGAGCAGCAAAGUUCAAAUAGUGAAGAGGGCUCCUUGACUAAGGAGUAA